Messenger RNA from Aspergillus calidoustus, 2011 nucleotides. The record is from the annotation of a GenBank genome assembly. Lineage: Eukaryota; Fungi; Ascomycota; Eurotiomycetes; Eurotiales; Aspergillaceae.
AUCGUCGAUGGCCAUGAUCGACCUCUCCAGGCAACUCUAGCAGCUUGGUAAUCGAAGAGUAUUGGCGAAAUAUGGUACUGCAGUGUUCACUCACAGAAUGACAUUCUUUUCAUCUCUUCCGCCAGAUACGCCGCAGGCGGCAGGGGCUCGCGACCCAGAGAUCUACCUCGAAAAACAGGGUGGCCCAGAACAGCGAAUCUCCGAGCAAGACUUGUAUCGAUACACCAGGCAUCGAUGGCUAUUCAAUGAAGAGUGCGAACUGUCAAAACGCUAUCUGAAAUUUAAUUUAGGCCAACUCCUCGAUGUCGCAGUCAAUGUUUGCGAUGGAGCCCGGUAUUGCACCAAAAUCACCAAAUGUGUCGAAGGCCUACAUAAUAAAGGCUUCACUCUGAGAAUGGAUAACGGAUCGGAGGUCUUUGCAAAACUUCGAAACCCGAAUGCCGGCCCUGCGCAUUUGUCCGUCGCCUCCGAGGUCGCCACGCGUGAGAUGCUUCGUGAUGUAUUUGAUCUUCCAAUUCCCAGGGUAUUGUCUUGGUCCUCGGAUGCAGGAAGCACUCCAGUCGAGGCCGAAUAUAUCAUUGAAGAAAAGGCUCCCGGCGUACGACUAGGUUCUGUCUGGCAUGAAUGGCCUCGGGAGCUCAAGCUACAGAUGAUAGUUCAAGUGGCGGAACUGGAGAACAAAUUGACCAUGGUUCGCUUUGACAAGCAUGGUUGCAUUUAUUUCAAAGAAGACUUGCGUUCCCUUGUUGGCCAAGCAGAAGACAUUCAUACACCAAACCUGGAAUCCGGCGUCCUUGAACGCUUUGCGAUUGGACCAUUAACCACCAACGAACUGUGGCGUGACACCAGGAAGGACAUGAAAUUCGAUCGCGGACCUUGGAAAGAUGCCACGGAAUACACUCGAGCAAUUGGACGAAAUGAAAUGGCAUGGAUCAAGAAACAUGCUACUCCCCGAACAAACCAUUACCGGCCAAAACCAAACAGAGAACUCCCUGAAGAUGGUAUCUCCCUCUUGGAGAAAUACAUGCAAAUAUCAUCCUAUCUUGUCCCCCAGCCGGGUGACGAACCAUCUUCCGCCAACUUUCUCUGGCACCCGGACCUUCACCUGGAUAACAUCUUCGUCAAUCCAGAUACCUGUCGGAUCACCCGCAUCGUUGACUGGCAAACAGCGUGCGUUACCCCGCUAUUCUACCAAGCGGGCGUUCCCAGGCUGUGCAGACACACUGGACCCGUCCGGGAAGGUUGGGUCGUCCCCGAACGCCCAGCAGAUUUCGAGAGCCUGCCCGAAGACGAGCAAAGACGGAUCGACGAUGACUUGGAGAGCGAAACCUUGCAUAAAUACUACGAGGCACAAGUAUACAAACGGUUCCCUCUGCAUUGGGCGGUCCUCCAGCAACGGACAAUACCAAUCCUCCGGAAACCUGUUUGGCUUGUGAGCGGCGUAUGGGAGAACCGCGACUUGUUUUUCCUUCGCGAGGCCCUCAUGGAUAUUACAACGCACUGGAGCGACUUCUUCCCGGAUAUCACCUGUCCGAUUGAGUUUAGCAGCGAGGACAUUGCGCGGCAUUCAAAGGAAGAGGAAAAUAUUAAAGGCGUGGGGGAAAUGAUGUUAAUGUUCCGGCAGCAGGCUGUGCUCCCUGUGGAUGGGAUGGUGGAUCCUGACGACUACGAGCUGGCGUGUGAGAACAAUCGGAAAUUCAAGGAGACUUUUAUCGGGUUGGCGCAGGAUGAGGAGGAGCGGGAGCUGUUUAGGAAUCUGUGGCCGUACCAAGAACCUGUAGAUACCUAACAUUGGACAAUCUAGCAUCGAGCGUAAUUCCAAGUUGGCCCGGUUACGGGCAUAUGUGAUGUGAGGGGGCGUAACGUGGAAAUGAGUUCGUAGGUUGAGUGCUCAUGCCAAGGUGAUAUUUGCAGCCGGGUAACAUUGUAUAUUCCGAAUAUUUGCCUCUUGACUGGAGUAACUCCGCCUUCAUAAAAUAUAUAACGUGUAUAUUGUUAAAUGAUACACCCA